Molecule: messenger RNA, 561 nt
Organism: Habropoda laboriosa
Lineage: Eukaryota; Metazoa; Arthropoda; Insecta; Hymenoptera; Apidae
Exons: 3
Coding region: 1-561 (186 amino acids)
Source: RefSeq, a predicted model, not a curated record
AUGCUCCGGAGGAAAUAUCUAGCCGGCAAUCUGAAGCGGGAAAACGAGAGGACAAUUGCGCGAUACUUGUCGAGCUUGUUGUCCCACGUCCGAGAUCCACGGAGCAGGAGUUUCAACCAGAAUGACUCCAGAAGUGACGAUGUGACAAAGGAGAGUGCAACAGUAAGUGAAUCAUCGAACAAAGAGGCCGUAGAUAAGGAAAUCAAACAGUCGAAUAAAUUACCAGCCGGAGAAGCCAGCGUCGCCAUUAAACUGACACCUUUCGACCGUCCUGGACCAUCGAGAUCGCCGCAGUACAUCCCUAAAACGAUUAAAAAAUCUGAUCAAAAUAAACCGAAGACUAACCAACACAAGUGUACACAGAUGCGUCAAAAUUUAAGUACUCAGAGGCUGCAAGGAGACGAGGAUAUCGACGAUGAUUCUUCUUUGGUCGACGACCUCGAAAGGAGGCACAAAUACAUUCUUGUCGGAUGGGACAACUUUCGUUCCAAGGUGAUGGUGAUUUUACUGGUUCUUCUGGUUCUAUGGGCGAUCAUCUAUUUUCCUUUAAUCGGAACUUGA